AUGUCGCAAUCCUUGCGCCCGUACCUCCAAUGCGUCCGGAGCAGCUUGACUGCUGCUCUGACUCUCUCCAACUUUGCCUCCCAGACGGUCGAACGCCACAAUGUCCCCGAGAUUGAAGCCCAGACCUCACCGGAGGUCCUGCUCACCCCUCUCCACGUUGCCCGCAACGACAACGAGCGAGUCCUGAUCGAGCCCAGCAUCAACUCCGUCCGUAUCAGCAUUAAGAUUAAGCAGGCCGACGAGAUUGAACAUAUCCUGGUCCACAAAUUCAAUCGGUUCCUCGCCAUGAGAGCGGAAUCUUUCUUCAUUCUCCGGAGAAAGCCUAUCAAGGGAUACGACAUCUCCUUCCUAAUAACCAACUACCACACCGAAGAAAUGCUGAAGCACAAGUUGGUGGAUUUCAUCAUCCAGUUCAUGGAGGAAGUCGACAAGGAGAUCUCCGAGAUGAAGCUCUUUUUGAACGCUCGGGCACGUUUCGUAGCCGAGUCCUUCUUGACUCCUUUUGAUUAA
Messenger RNA from Clonostachys solani, 510 nucleotides. The record is from the annotation of a GenBank genome assembly. Lineage: Eukaryota; Fungi; Ascomycota; Sordariomycetes; Hypocreales; Bionectriaceae.